AUGUCAAACUACUACUCCUCGCAACAACCUCAAUACCCCCAAGGCGGCGCUCCAACCGCUGCUCAAAACCUCCAGUUCUUUCCCUCCCAGUACACCACCACUUCAGGCACACCACAGCAGGGUGGUGCUGGUGGCUACGGAUAUGGUGCCAACACAGGCGGUUAUGGCGUAGGCGCGCCUGCGCAAAACUUUGCGAAUCCCGCGUCUUUUGGUGCGCAGGCUGGUGUCAGUGGAAGGAUGGGUGAGCAGGGUGGUUUAAGAACGGGUUGGGUAGCUGCUUUUUCGUCAGAGGGGUAUGAUGGUGAACCGCCUUUGCUGGAGGAGUUGGGCGUUAACUUUGGACAUAUUCAAGCAAAGACGCUUGCUGUGCUGAACCCCUUUCGACGAAUCGAUGCGCAUAUCAUGGACGAUUCCGACCUCGCAGGACCGCUCAUCUUUUUCCUCCUCUUCGGCUUCAUCCUGCUCUUCUCAGGACAAGUCCACUUCGGCUACAUCUACGGCCUCGCAGCUCUAGGGUCUAUUUCUCUACACCUCAUCCUCUCCCUCAUGUCGCCCUCCGAAGUCGACGAAGGCGCACAAGCAGUCAACAAUUUCCCCCAAUACAGCAGCGACCCAUCUGCUCCCCCGCAACCGCAAGGCCAACACGGUGGCCACUUCUCCUCGACCUUGACAUACCCCCGAAGCGCUAGCGUGUUGGGAUACUGCCUUCUACCUCUUGUAGCGACGAGCUUGUUCGGCAUCGUUAUGCGCAUGGACACACCCAUCGGAAUCGUCGCUACCACUGCUGCUAUUCUCUGGUGUACUUAUAGCGCUAGCGGUAUGUUUUGCGCGGUUGGACAGAUGAAGCGCAUGCGAGGACUCGUCGCUUAUCCUCUUGCUCUGUUCUACGUUGGAUUCGGUAUCAUGGGUAUUUUCAGCAGUCGAGGAAGCGGAUCUUUUUCCAACGCUGCUGCUAAGCUUAAUGCUUGA
Fusarium venenatum is the source of this 969-nucleotide messenger RNA. RefSeq lists its product as uncharacterized. Gene Ontology annotation, biological process: endoplasmic reticulum to Golgi vesicle-mediated transport; vesicle fusion with Golgi apparatus. The record is from RefSeq and is a predicted model, not a curated record. Gene Ontology annotation, cellular component: trans-Golgi network; membrane. NCBI's taxonomy places the organism in Eukaryota, Fungi, Ascomycota, Sordariomycetes, Hypocreales, Nectriaceae.